AUGCGUCGUGUGGCGAGAAGCGGCCAUGCUUCAUGGGGAAGAGGAGAUGCGAGAAGCAGAAGUUGCUUGCGCAAAUUGCAUUUUGCGAAGAGGAAUAUAUCGGACGAACUCGCCGCGCCAUGUGUUGCUCUUCCUCUCUUCCAGAAUAGGGCUCCUGGGCCACUUGCAGGUUUGAAUCAUGAAAAUGCUGGAGCAAGUGACUCAAAAAACUUACGGGCAAAUGUAACUGUAGGAGCUUCAUUCUUGUCAGAGACUAUAGCCUUGCAAGAUUCUACCACAGUUAAGUUUGAACUAUGGGAUACUGCUGGCCAGGAGAGGUACGCUGCAUUAGCACCACUUUAUUACCGAGGAGCUGCUGUUGCAGUUAUUGUUUAUGAUAUAACAAGUUCAGAGUCAUUUAACAAAGCUCACUACUGGAUUAAGGAACUACAAAAUCAUGGAAGCCCUGAUAUUGUAAUGGCUUUAGUGGGAAACAAAGCUGAUCUUCAUGAGGGUCGAAAAGUACCGGUUCAAGAUGCUAGGGAUUAUGCAGAGAAGAAUGGAAUGUUCUUUAUUGAGACAUCUGCGAAGAUGGCUAAUAAUAUCAAUCAGCUAAUUGAGGUUUUUUUUAUUUAUUUCUCAUUCAUUAUAAUACUGAGAAAGUUGACGUUUGCAUGAAGUGUGCAAACAUAAAUUUUGUUAAGAUGUAUCACCUCUGCCUAAAUAUGGUGAUUAGACCAAGCAUUGUUCUUUGGAAUCAAUGUGGUAGAUGGUCUAGAAGAGUGAGAUCAUCUUCAUCUUGAUGCUUAUACAAUUGAGGAGAAUCAAGCGUUUUCCUUAGUUUGGAAACUGAAUGUUCUUUAAAUACUUAUUUGGCAGGAAAUUGCUAGACGGCUAACCCAGGCAUCGUCUUCAUGAUAUUAUAUGGAGUGAUGAAAUAUGUAAUUACUGAACAUCCAUUGAGAUUCAGUUUGAUUUGUUCACGAUGUUAGAUGAUGAAUCAGGCUUGCAAAGGGAGUGGGAUGUGCUUAGAAUAUAAUUGAAAUCAUCAAAAUGAUUUUAUUUAGGGUGAAGGUUUUUUGGUCUAAUGAUCCACAUAAUCAAGUAUUGAUCGGGUGUCUACUUAUGUCAUGUGACAAAUCGAAUUUGGAUGAAUUUUGUGAAUGGGUAGACCUCAAGGUUUCUUGCUCAUAUAUCAAGUUUCAACUCAAAUGUAACUCA
Molecule: messenger RNA, 1200 nt
Organism: Macadamia integrifolia
Lineage: Eukaryota; Viridiplantae; Streptophyta; Magnoliopsida; Proteales; Proteaceae
Product: ras-related protein RABF1-like
Exons: 7
Coding region: 1-657 (218 amino acids)
Molecular function (GO): GTPase activity; GTP binding
Source: RefSeq, a predicted model, not a curated record